UACACAUGCCCGCGGUUGCGGUGACUCGUCAACUCUGUCCUGAAAAGCCUGUCCAGUUUCCCUGUAUUGUAUCCUAACACUCCGUUUUCAAACAUUCGCGACGCACAACACACAGGCUGCCCUUAAGCGCUAAGAAGCUGUUUACCGGUGGCCUUGACAACAGCCGCCGCCGCACUAUGCCUACUUAGAAAACUCACUGCCGAAGCACCGGCUUCGGGAGGCAAGCGCAAACUUGUACAAAUACUAAGAUUUAAAAUGGACGAAAGACACUGGUGGAUCGCUACCAAAGUGCAGGAAACAUUCCGUGUGUGUGGGAAGGACAGCCCGACGGAGCUUGAGAGCUUCUUUACACAGCCAGAACACCUCGAGCUGGUGGACGAGUUCUUGAAAGCUGAUGGCCUUGGCAAGCUGUUUUUCUAUGCCAGUACUGAAAACCAGGAGGAGAUCCAACUUUCCAGUCUCAACAUUGUAGAAAAUUUGGAUAAGAUUACAGAUUCACAGAAUGUCCAUAUACUUUAUUUUAUUCGACACAAGACACAAUUUGAUAUCGACCCUAUUAGAAUGGAACAAGAUAUUUUCUGUGGAGAAAUAAGGAAGAGUGUCAUUGAUAGUCUGAGAUCCCUUGUGAAUGAUAUAUAUAUUCCUCUGCUGAAAGCUCAGAAAGACUGGGGCAUCUGUAGCCAGCCUAAUGUUGCUCAGUUUCUAUCCAGCCUGGACAAAUAUGCAAUUGUACUACAUGACUCUGCUGCUGUUACAAGAUCUGAAAAGCAACAGAUUUUAAAGAGACCAGUACGGCUAGUGAGUGCCGAGCUCAUGCAACAGAGGAUGAUGGUCUUUGAUUCAGAAAUCAUUAGUGAAAACGAGACUAUUCUGUCGGAUUGGAUGAAAACACUUGAAGAAAUCCUUAAAGAAGGUGGAGAUGACAGGAUUCUAGAUAUAAAUACCACUCCCAUAACUGAACUUGAUCGAUGGAGGAGGAGGCAAAGGACACUGGAAUCCAUCAUGGAGCAACUAAAAGGGAAAGAAUGUAAAAAUGUCAUUGGCCUGCUCAUUGCCACUAAAUCACGUCUUCUGAAAAAGUGGAAAGCCUUGGACAUAAGCAUUACAGACAUAGCAAAUGACACUAAAGGCAAAGUCAAAUAUCUUGAAGCACUCAGCCGUCAUUUUGAAGCCUUAGCCAAUGAAAACAACCCAGCAAAUUUGAUGAAUACUGUUCUACCAGGAAUAUUUACUGCUUUCAAGCAAAUGGAUACAGUCUCCCGAUUUCUUUCACGAAAUGGUUAUUUAGGUCUGCUGCUUACAAAGAUAUGUAAUCAGUUAACACUGACUUGCAGAGACUUCCUGCAUGAAGCCAUCCUACUAGGCGAGUCUGAUGACAGACUGUGGGAAAGAAUUGAAGAAGAAAUGGCAAGAGAUGAAUAUAUUCCAGUACAAAUGUCUCUACAUCUGAAGGGCAAGACAAAAGAAAAGAGGCUAGAGAGUGACAAUAACCAUUCCUCUAUAUAUAAUAGAAUACAAACCUGUCUGAUGUUGCAGACCUAUCUUCUAGAUGCUUUACGCCAACUGCGGGAAAAUCUGGGAGGAUAUCAUGGACUCCACCAUUUCUCUUCUUCUAGUUCUCUGUCGACAAUGCAGGGAAAACCACCUUCAGUUUCAGCUGGAAGAAAAGCUAGCCUAAGAAAGGCUUCUUUAGCAUCAAGCAUUGAUCAUGAUUACCAUGGGGCAGGAGUAUCCCUGACAGAUGAAGAGAGCAUAAUGCACAACUUGGAUGCUUUCUGCUACAAGCUCAGACAGUUUUGUCAUGUUCUUGUCACUCUUCAUCAGUACAAAAUUCUCUCUGAUCAAACUAAAGGUAUAUUAAAACCAAAUCAAGAUGAUCUUUCUUUAAGUGAAUCAGGUGAAGAAGCGCCAUUAAAUGAAGCAUCAAAAACUAUGAUAAGAAAUGUUGAACAUUUAGUCAGUGUUUUCUGUGUAUAUAUUCAAGAUUCCUUAAAGGCUGACUUUGCUCCUCAUUCAUCUGAAUCCUGGCGAACUGGCCUAAAUGUGGCUCCAUUGCAGACUCUAAUAGAAGAAGAUGAAGGUCAAAGUAGCACUGAGAUUCCUGUUUCCUCCCAUGAGCUUAACUGUGAAAGAUUGUCUCCCGUAGAGGAAAACACUGAUAGUCUUAGACAUGAGAGUGAUGAUGAGGAACAAAACGAGGAAGAAAACACAUUGUCAUUUGAAGAAAAGAAAAUACUCCAAAACCUGUAUAACUGGGAUGAUCCAGAAGAGGAAGGCCAGUGCCUACCAUCUGUUAUCAAUGAAUACUUGGCCAAUUUGAUACAAGCCAUGUCAUCUGGUAUUACAGCUGAUGUGUUGUUGAAUGUUGAGAAGAGGGAAACAGAUAAGUUUGAAGAUGCAUAUUCAGAAUUUCUUGUAAUGAAUCAGGCAUUGGAGAGAUAUAUUACUGUUUACAUGCAGGCAGUAUUCCUGAGAAAGAUGCGCACUGUAGAAGCAAUUGCCUUUUUAAAAAGAUUUACUGCUGUUAGUCAACGCCAAAGUAUUCAGCCAAUGAUUACUGAAUGCUAUGUGGAAGCUUUGAAUUGGUUUUAUGAUGAAAUUAAAGAAGUUCAAGAGACCUAUGAAAGACACAAGGAUGACCCCAUAUUACCCAGGAAUAUCCCCCCUGCUGCUGGUGCAAUUUAUUGGUCCAGACAGCUAUUAUCCAGAAUUGAAGAACCAAUGAAGGUUUUCAAAGAAAUGAAAGUUAAGAUUUCAUCCUACAGCUACUCUCAAACAGUAAAAUUGUACAACAGAAUUGCAGCAGCACUGGUUACAUAUGAAACUCUGUGGUAUCAGGAGUGGAAGUCUCGUGCUGAAGGAUGUCUUCGAGGACUUAAUGCCACAUUAUUAAUACGAGAUCCCAAUACACAAGAACAUUUAGUUAACAGCGAUCAAAGAAUUCUUCAGCUUUUUGAAGAAAGCAAAUGGAUGUCUAAAUUGAAACUACAGGUUCCUCAGUCAGUUUUGUUAUCUUUAAAGCAGGAGAAAAAAUACAAAAUGUAUAAAAGACACCUUGAAGAUCUUCUGAAAGAAUUUCAACAAAUUAAGAGGGCCAUUCCAGAAUGCUUGGCAUCAGAAUUCACAGUUUAUUUGGAGGCUGUAAACCAAAGUUUUCAGCCAGGUCUUUCAGUAUUGUCCUGGAGUAGCGUUGACAUUGAAGCUUUCUUACAUCAGGCUUAUUCUGACAUCUCCAGGCUUAAACACCUUGCUGAAACAGUAUUAAGAAUAAAAGAAGAUGUAAUUGACGGAAUUUUAGCUGUGAUAUACAAAUCAGUGCUAUUCAAUGGUGAUGAACUACUUUCAGGAUUAAUAAGUCCAGAAGAAUUUCUUCAAAGGUGUACAUCAUUUGUGCAAAAGAGCAAAGCAGAGUUAGAAAGUAAAUUAAAAACCAUAAUGACAGCAAUUUCAGAUAUAAGAUUUAUUAUCUUUAACACUAAGGGUACAGGACCUGGAUUGACCAAAGAUCCAGUCCAGUUGAAGCCAUCAAACAAACAAUCUCAUUUACGAGUGCAUCAGACAUUAUCUAAAGGCAGACGACAAGCUUCCCUGUCAUCUAAUUCUUACAAGAGUGAUAGCUUUGAGGAAAGUGCCAGUCCCUUGCAUGAAUAUUUCUAUGGGGAAAUCUGCCAUGCCAUAUUUGGUUGCAUCUUUCAUUCCCUCUUGGUUUUGGCUUAUGUGUCUGGUUGUGAGAUGUCCAGAAUUACAAAAGCUACUCUGAAUUCCCAAAAGCGACACCAUUCUGCUGCCUUCAAGGACACGGACAAUGUUUCCAAGAAAAAUAACACUUUCACCAUGUUUACUGAAAAUUACUUGUCAGAAUUUCUGCUGAACCAUGCUCCCUCAAAUCAGCUAAGGUGUCAUCUUAAACUGAGGCUGACCAUUCCAAACAUUACUAUUGAUCCUUCAUUAGAAGUCGCACAAGAGGCUUUGAAAGAGUCUGCUUCAGUAAUACUGAACAUAACUGACAUUGUAAGAUGUUGGCCAGGAAAAUCCAAAGACCAGGUGCUGUCAGUGGCAGUGAAAGAAGAUGAAGACAUUAAAGUAAUUGUUAGCCACAUUGGCCAUGUCAUUAGUAAUUUGAAGCCUGUUAUAGAAAAACACAUUUUCUCGUAUAGUUAUUAUGAUUUUCUUUGGAAAGACGACUUGAACAGUCAAUUUUCUGAAAUGACAUCGAAAAAUCCUGAACAUUUUAUUAUUACUAGAGAAGUUGAGCGUCUUCAGAGUAUUGAAGGGAAAAUACAAGACAUCCCAGCUGUCUUUCAAGGAGGAUGCAUUUGGUUGGACUGCUCACUCAUUAAGGACUCCCUGGCUGGUUUUGCAGGAGUGUGGAAGUUUACAUAUGCUUCAGUACUUCAUCAAGAAGCAAGAGAAAGAUUAAAUGAAAUUUUACAAUAUAGAAAUAAAGGGUAUCAGCAAUUAAUGACUGAGGUUCAGUCUCUUAAACAAUUAAAUAAUGCACUCUGUCUUUUGGAAGAACUGCAAGACAUGGAGAAUAAAAUUGACAUGAUCUACCAGCCUGUUGAGAGAAUGUACAAGCAACUCAGAUCGUACCAGAUGAGGCUUUCAAGAGAUGAAACCACAGAAGUAGACAAUCUGAGGGAGAACUGGGCAGAAUUAAUGAGUUUGGCAGAAAAUGUAAGAAAAAAACUACUAAAAGAGAAAAAAAUCAUAUUUGAGCAAGAGCUGGAUAAACAAGUCAAGAGUUUUAGUGUUGAUGUCAUUCAGUUGAGAAACUUGUUUGAUACUCGAGGUCCUGCAGCUCCUGGACUAAGACCAGAGGAAGCUGUAUAUCAGUUACAAAGAUUCCAAGAAAAACUGUUUGGUGUGACUAUGACAGCAUUUCCAGAGCUUGACAGGACAGGAAAGGACUUGAGGCAUCUAGGUGCACUCUAUGAAUUGUUUCAAAAAUUCCUUGCCUUUGAUCAAAGAUUCAGGGACACCUUGUGGGCUGAAGUGGACUUACCACAGAGCACAAAGGAGGUUAGAGACUACUGGUCUCAGUGUCAAGCCUGGAAUGACCAGCUUACAGAUUGGGAUGCCUACAAUGAAAUGGCCAGGCAGAUCAAGUUCUACAUUGACUGCAUUCCCAUGUUACACAUCCUAGCCACAAAGGAAAUUCGUAACCGUCACUGGCUUCAGGUGAUGGCUGUUACAGGAAGUUCAUUUCCACUAGAAGCCACUGUGUUUAAGCUUCAUCAUUUAUUAGAUAUUGAUCUUCUGAAGCAUCAAGAAGAUAUUAUUUCAAUAGCCAAAGCAGCCACUGAAGAGUUACAGCUGGAAAUGAAAAUGAGGACAAUUGAAGAUGAAUGGACAGAGCAUGUUCUAAACUUUGAACUGUACAAAAACUAUGGACCUGUCCUUUUGGUAAAAGAGGACACACUUCAGACUUUAGAGCAAGUAGAGAAUACAAGGGUCCUUCUAGCUCAGAUGCUGACAUCAAAGCACAUUGGUCCUUUGAGAGAAGAUGCAGCUUCAUGGUCUGAAAAGUUAAAGGAAGUUGGCAUGGUUUUAGAAAUUUGGAUUGAAGUACAAGAUAUGUGGCACAAUCUGGAACCAAUUUUUACUAUUCCAAGCAUUUGGAAGGAGCUACACCAAGAUGCUAAGCGAUUUAGUAAAGUGGACAAAAACUGGAUUAAAAUGAUGCAUUUGGCAAGUAACACAAGAAACAUUCUACAGUGCUGCUGUGCAGAAGAAGCAUCCAAAGAGUUUAUGCUGAAGCAUAUGUUUACAGACUUGGAAACUUGCUGCCAGUCACUGGCUAUGUUCUUGGGCCGUAAACGUCAAGCUUUUCCACGAUUCUACUUUUUACCAGAUUUUGUUCUUCUUUCCUUUUUGAGUUGCCCAACAGACUUCAGCCUUCUAUGUAACCAUUUCAGUCUGAUAUUUAGUGGCAUCCAUAAUGUGAGAUUGGAGUCAUCCAGUAAUAUUCAGGGUAGCAGUAGCUCUGCAGUAGAACAACUUGACACCAUGAUGUUACCUGGGCUUACUGAGAGACUUGGAUCUGCCAGCGUGCAAAGUUUAGCUCACUACACUGACAAUGAGAGUGUUGUCUCCAGAUCUGCCAGAUCAAUUGGUUUAUCAGUUGAGAGCCCAGUUUCUACCAACAACACGGACCCCAAAAACUCUUUGCAGAUUGUAUCUGUAAUUUCAAAAGAUGGUGAAAGUCUAGAUCUAACAGAAGAGGUUCCUCUGUCUUCAGCUAUAGAGGAAUGGCUUGCUCAGUUACAAAAAGUGAUUGCCACAACUCUGGAAACCUGCAUUGGUAAAGCAGCCUCUGAUGUCAGGCAGGGAGUUAAUGUUGAUGAAUGGACAUACAAGUAUCCUUUCCAAAUAGCAAGAUUAGCCUUGUUAUACUGUUGGACAGCAGACUGUGAAGCAGCUAUCAUAGAUCUGAAGUCUGACCGCAAGGCUUUUCCUGGAGUUGUAAAGAAAUACUCUGGAAUUAUCUUUCGUCUUUCAUCCAUUCUCUCCAAGAAAACCUGGAAGCAUAACAACGAUCCUGUAACAUGCAGUCAAAAACAAAAAGUGGAAAACAUGGUGAUGUUUGCAGUUUAUCUUCGUGAUGUUCUGGAAAGUUUAAACACACGAAAGGUCAGAGAUGUGACAGAUUUUGAAUGGAGAAGAUCACUGAGGUUUUACUGGGAUGAUAAUGAUGGAAACAAUGCCCACAGAUUAUGCAUUCAUGAUGCUCAGUAUGAGAGUGGCUUUGAAUUUUAUGGCGCGUCAGUCAAUAUUACGCUGAGUCCUGUUACAGAAAAGGCAUUCUUUGCUUUGUCACAUAUUCUGAAAAGUGGAAAUGGUGUAAUUGUUCAAGGUGAUCACAGUUCUGGGAAAACUGAGACUGUUAAGAUUGUGUUGAACCAAAACUUCAGUUUAUUCUUGACUGCACAAAGCAAGACAGAAUAUAAGAGCCUGCCCAGCGAUAUCCUGGCUUUAUUCCGGACAGUCUCCUUAACAUUGCCAGGUUACAGCUUGAUCUUCAAAGCACAUCUCACAGCCUUGGGAUUUAAGAGCCCAAAGAUGCUAUCCCAUCGGUUACAGCUUGUAACUGAUCUCAUCAAAGAUCAACUGCCAGAGAAGAUACAUCAUUAUUUUAGUUUAGCAUCUUUAAAGAUGGUCCUUUACCGUGCUGCACAAAAGAAAGACAUUGAUCAAGAAGAAAGAACUGAAGGAAGACAAGAUAAAGUAGAAAUUAAGCCUGAAACGGGGAGGACUUCUCAGUGUAGCAGCAUCACUUCUGCCCAAGCUUUAGUGGCUUCUGCAAUCAGCCCAUCUCUUAGUCUAAGGAUGGUUCAGAGUCCAGAUAAAAGAGGGAAGACAGCCAGCUCUAAUGCCAUGACCCCCGUGGCAAGACUAGAGCAUGCUUUAAUAGGAGAGACCCUUCAUGAAUGUCUAGCACCAAGGAUGGAAGGAGAUCUUGAAAAUGUUAAACAAAUGAUCAUGAACCGUAUUGAAAUAGAUGAACAAUCGGCUUCUGCCAUGGAUGAAAAAGUAAUGGCUGCAAAAUCAGCGUGCAAAGUGCUUGUGGACAAACUGGCAGCACUGGAAGAUAGAUAUAGAAGGAACAACAUCAGAAUUGAAAGUCUUCAUGAAAAACAGGAAAAUCCAAAUCCAGAUCUUUUGGUGUUUAGCCAGAUUGUAAGAGAUGUCUUUGGUGAUAUUGUGGACCUGUCUAAUCAAGAUUCCUACUUUCAAUCAUCACCAAAUGGCCUUGAAAAAGCUAUUUUAAAAGCAGCAAAGAACAAUAAUCUAAUCCCUCAUACUCCAUGGGUUAAUAAAGUGAAACAACUUUUUACCCUGAGUCAGGUCAAUCAAGGUAUUAUUGUGGCUGGUCCACCAGGCGCUGGGAAGAGCUCUUGCAUCACUACUCUGAUACAUGCUCUUAGUUUAAUUUCCUCUGGUAACCAGCCUCAGCUAUCCAGUGUUCCUGUAGCUGAUAAAAUGGAGCCAUAUGUUCAUAAACUGAUUAAAUUCAGCCCUCUAGCUGUUGAUGAUUUUACUUUGCUCUUUGGCUCCCAACCACCUUCACAAAACUGGAUAGAUGGUAUCAUAACAUACACUUGGAGAAAAGCUUUUAGGACAUGUAGCAAUACUUGGAUUUGCUUUGAUGGACCACUGAACUCUAGCUGGAUGGACAACUUCAGUAGUGUACUAGGAAGUGAAAAGUUUAUGCAGCUAAGCAGUGGAGAACAUAUCCACUUAAACAGCAACAUGCAUCUUCUUUUUGAAACAUGUGACCUUGAACUUGCUACACCUUCAUCCAUUUCACAAACAGGCAUAUUAUACAUUGACAGUGAUAUUACUGGAUGGCGGCCUUUAGCCAGUGCUUGGCUAAUGAAACGAAAUGAGCAAGAAAACAGUGUUUUAUCAAAAGUUUUCAACACUGCUUUGGAUCCCAUUUUUAACUAUGUUCUUCGGGAGAUAAAGUACCCCAUUCCUCUGACAGAAGUGGGCCUUUUUCAAACAAUUUCUAACCUACUUGGAGCCAUGUUGAAUGACAAGGCACAAAGCUUAGGAGGUCAACUCCACAUUGAAAGACUCUUUCUUUUUUGCCUCAUAUGGACAGUAGGAGGACUCUUGCAAGAUCAUGAUAAAAAAAAAUUCAGCGAUGUUUUAAAAAUUCACUCCACAAGUUUACCAGACUAUGAUGAAGAGAUUUCAGUUUUUGAUUACUAUGUUGACGAGUCAGGAGAAUGGGAGCUUUGGACCUCACAUCUCUCAGAACAGAACCGUGCAAUUCAUACAGAUGUUCUAGGUGAAGUGUUUAUUGAAACUGUGGACACGCUAGCAGUUCGUACCUUCAUGGAAUAUGCUAACAUGGCAUCCCAGAACAUCCUUUUAGUAGGUCCACCAGGCUGUGGGAAGACAACAUUGCUCAAUGAUUUUAUCAGCGGGCAAGAAAAAAUCAAUGCAUUAAUUAAAAGAACAGUAUUCUGUGCAACAUCAAAAGCUAGAAAUCUUCAACAGAUUUUUGAGGAGAUAAUUGUUCACAGACAAGGUUUUGUUUAUGGUGCAAGAGAUGGGAAAACCUUGCAAAUGUUAAUUGAAGACAUCAACCUUCCAGAGUCUCAAUGCUGUGGGGAGUUUUUGAGACAGAUUUUGGAUGAUAAGAUGCUACUGAAGCUGAACAAACCUUUUGAAUGGCGGCUCAUCACAGAUCUUGUAGUUCAAGCCACCAUCUCUUUGCCUGAAUUCCCAAAUGACAACAGCAUUUCUAAGAGGCUUUUGAGAAACUUUGCAGUGUUAUACCUCCCCUCUCCUGAAGGAGCAAAACUAAAACAAGUUAUAUUUUCAGUUCUACAGGCAAAUAUGGAGAAAAAUAAUGCUCAGCAAUUGGAUAGCAAUUUACAUGCAGCGCUGGUGUCUGCUUCGUGCAAUCUUUUAGAAUCCGUCAAGUCAUGCCUUUGCAGAUCAACAAGUCCAGGAAGACAACAUUAUCAAUUCUGCUUAAGAGAAAUUGCUAAGACUUUCCAAUGUUUAAGUAGAUUGUCAAACAAAGAUCGCCAGGAUGCAGACUUGGUAACAUCAUUUUGGAAGCAUGAAAUUAAACACAUUUUUGGAGACCGACUAUGCCAGCACUCUGAUCUUAGAUGGUUUCAGGAAAAUCUCAAAAACAUUGAGGAAAAGCAUCUCUAUGGUCUCCAAUUUAACAAUUUGCAUGGCAACUUCAUAACAUUUCCUAUUGAAGCAGAAAUAUCUAAAAAGCCAUUUGGAAAAAGUGACAUCAAAUUCCAGCUUCAGAGGGUGGAGCAAAUGCAUGAUGUGCAGAGCUAUGUUCGGACUUAUCUACAGCAAUACAAUGGAGAGCUGGAAAAUGACCCACUGCAGGUGGAGCUGUCAGAAAACACAUUAGCCCUCAUGGUCAGAAUUCACAGAGUCUUAUCUUAUUCACACAGUGGCAACGUUGUUAUCAUAGGUUCUCCAGGAAGCUACCUAAGGUCACUUCUAAAACUUAGUCUCUACAUUGCUGGAGUGCCUCUUCUGCAGUUAGACACAUCACAUAAAGCUAAUUUCUUCAGCUGUCUUAAAUUAGCAAUCCAACAGGCAGCAACAGAAAGCAAGGCCUCUGCUCUACUGCUGACUGCCAGAGAACUUGAAGAUCCAUUCUGCCUGGAUAUUGUGAAUAGCAUUUUAAUUAGUGGAGAAUAUUCAUCCCUAUUCUCUACAGAGGAAAUGCAAGAUCUUGUAAAGAUGUUGAACUCCUCAAUUCAGAGAGAACAACCACUGCUAGUAUACGACCCAUAUAACUAUCUGGCCUCCAAAGUGAAGUUGUACAUUCACUUCCUGAUAUGCCUACCACCUCACCAUAAACUUCUGGGAUGUGAUUCACACAAAUACCCUGGUUUUAUGUCUGGAUGUCACGUUAUAUGGAUUAAUGACUGGUCAAAAGAUGCUAUAUACGCUGAGGCUGCACAUUAUAUUGGUGAACACAAUAUUUUGGAUGAACACAUAGAAGAAAUAAGGCAAACUGUUGUAAAUGUGAUGACUGCGAUUCAUCGUGAGAUGUUAUUAGGACUCCAGCAGAUCCCUUGGGCCGGAAAUGACACCCCAACUGUAACACUAACCACAUACAGGACGCAGAAAACAGAAAAAGACAACAAAGAGGCUGUUAUUGCAGAAAGCACGACUGUGCCAAAUUUGCCAUAUUCAAAAGCUAUUGUAAAGGAAAAAACUGAAACAAUACAGAAAGGGAGAUUGGGGAAAGUGUUUUGUGGACACAGCACCUUCAGACACUUCUUGGAAACCUUUAAAUAUAUAUAUCAGUUAAAGUGCUCAGAGCAGGAGAAAAGUGAUAAAUUAUUCAGGAAAGCUUUGGAAACAUUAAAUCAGACCCGUAUUGAUAUAAAUAACACCCAACAACUGGUGUCAGAUUUAAUAAAACAAUAUGGUGAUGCCAAGACUGCCGCAGCAGACAUACUAAAUAAACUGGCUUCAAAAGCUUCAGCACUGGAACAACUUAAAGGACAACUAGGUAUGGGUGCAGAAAGCCUGCAGGUUUUUCUGACACAAGAAGAAUCUGAUUCUGAAGAACUUGAGGAGGAAGAUCUGCUUAAAGAUGACACAGUGGAUGAAUAUGAUGAGGCUUUUUAUAAAAUGAAGGAAAUUAGCAGUAAAUCUCAAGCAAAUAAAUUAUAUGAAGAUUUAGAAAAUGCAAAGUAUGACUUGGAAGAAGCAAGAAAUAACUUAAAACAUGCCAAAAAUCAGGUGAUGCAUUGGUGUUCUAAGGUUGAUAAAAGCUGCAUAGAAAGAAUAAUUCGUUGCCAAAAUCCACCGUUCCUCCUUGGUCAGAUAUUAGAAAUGGUGCUUGUGAUGCUGGGCCUUUUACCUUAUGCACAUGAAAUGGAUCUUGAGACUGCAAGGCCUCUAAGAAUAUCUACUGAGUUUUCAGAGGGCAGGCGAUCCCAAAAAUCUAUGGCUUCUUUAUCUGCUAGAAACUCAAAAAAGUUGAUUACAAAAGGUUCUAAGAUGGAUAUCAAAGAAAAAGUAGACAAAAACUGGUGGAAGGCAUUACAAAACUAUGUUAAUGACAGCAGCAAGUUUGUAGAAUUGAUACAUAAUAUAGCACAACUGGAGGAUGGCCUUCAAGAUGAAGUUCUGAAAGAGGUGGAGGCUUACCUGGCAAAACCAACAGAAGGAAACCUAGGGGUCACUGGAGAAGGUUCUUUGUUGGCUGAUGCUGCACCAUAUGCCACGCCCCAGACUAUCACUCCGGCCAAAAAGUUCUCUGCAUCAGACAGCAACACUGGAAAAGGGGGGAUUACCAUUGCUGCAGCAAGGUACAGUUCUGAGGAAGCAGCAGUCCUGGUUGCUUUUGUUGUGGCACUUGUGGAGUAUACCCACCUCUGUGGACCCUUGAAAGCUUGUUUAAGACGAGUUCAAGAGCUUGAAGGAGAGAAGCAAGAUCUUGAAAUUCACAAGCAAGAACUUGAAACGCCUUCUGAUAAAAUGGAAGACCAGGAGGAGACUGAGUCAGAAAAAAUAUUGUUUACUGAAAAUGACCUGCCGCUACUCAUUACAGAGGUUCAGCAGCUUCAGACCGAGUAUGACAUUGCUAUAGCUCACAAGCACAAGCUGGAAACUGAAUUACAGUCCCACAAGGAAAACCUGCAUGCUGCUCAAAACAUAUUAAAGAAUUUGAGACUUCUUGAGCAACAAUGGAAAGAAAGUGCCACACAAUUUUCUACAACUGAUCUGCUUACCAAUUGUUUAAUAGCUGCUGCUUUUGUAACCUACUGUGGACCAUUCAAUGCAGAUGGCAGACUCUUAGCCAGCAAGUUGUUCCUGGAAAAAUGUUCAGAAUGGGGACUGACUCUGUCUCAGAAGAUCUUAUUUAGAGAAUCACCUCUUAUGCCUUUUUUGUUUCAUCCAAUUGAAAUCAAGAGGGUCCAAAUGAAUGGUGCUGCCAUGAAUUUGAAUACAGAGACAAUAUCUUGUAUUCUUAAGUAUGAAGACUGCUGUAGCACCUGGGUAUUUUUUUGCGAUCCCACUGCAGAGUCGAUUGAGUGGGUUAAAAGAAACUUUUUACCUAAUUGUGUGGAAGUCAGAUAUCAUGAACUGCAGUUUCAGCUUGACCUGUGUUUAACAGAAGGGCUUACUCUGCUCCUCACUUACUGUGAUAUGCAGAGCUUGGCAUCUGAUUCAAGGUUUUCUGAAGUGCUUCGCUCAAAAUCAUUGUUCAGAAGAAAUAAAACAGCUUUUAAAAUAAAGGUUGCAGAACAUGAAGUGGAGUGUCGCCCAAGCUUUAGACUUGUGCUUCACACUGCAGCUUUACCAGAACAGAUGCCAGCUGAAGUUGCAGCCUUUUGCAAGCCAGUGUAUUUUGACCAGGAUCGGAGUGGGCUGAGGGAACAGCUUCUGGAUAGGUUCAUACAACUGGAGAAAAUAAGACUGGGUGAGGAGUAUAAAUCAUUGCAGGAGGAAUAUCUAGACAACAUGCAAGAACUUUGGGAUAUGGAAACUAACAUUGUGAAGAUACUGUCCACCGAAAAAUCUCUUCUUAACAGCCUCACCAUAAAUAAGAAGUUGUGUGACUUGAAGCAGCGCUAUGAAGAAGAAUUAGAAACAAAAUCGAGGCUUGAGAUAUCAGAAAAGUCAAUCUUGUCCAUAAAAGAAGGAUUCAAAGACAUAGCACUAAGGGGUGCGGUCAUGUUUGACAUAGCUUAUGCAUUGCGAAGGCUCAACUCACUUUAUCAUGUUAGCUAUAAUCAGCUUUUGGGAGUCUUUGAUAGCUCCAUUGCUAACUCUGAGAGGUAUUCAGUAAAAACCAUUGUGGAUCGAGUGACUUAUAAUAUAUUUUGCUAUGUUGGCAAGUAUCUUCUGGAGAAGGACAGAAUAAUAUACAGUCUUCUGUUAGCCCUAGAGAUGGAAACAUCCUUGGGUCAUAUCAGUCCUGGUAUGGUGGAGUUUAUUUUUUCUCCAGACCUUUGCUCUGAGGUAAUGAAAGCCAUUGGAGCAAAAACAUCAGAGGCAAGACAACAAGCCAAAAAUCCUUUUGACUGGAUGACAGAUGAACAGUUUAAGAAUGUGCAGAUUUUGGCUACAUAUUAUAGCUGGUUCUGGGAUCUAUUUGAUCGAAUGUACAAAGAUGGCAAAGAAAUGACCUGGAAGGCACUAUGUGAAAGUGACCAACCAGAGAAUUCAACAAAGGUGAAGGGUCCAGAAGGACUGGAUGAAUUAAGUCCUCUGCAGCGCCUGCUUGUUAUCAGAGCUGUGCGUAAUGACAGAUUCAUACAGGCAGCAUCACUUUUUAUAAGUGGCGUUCUUGGGAAAAAGUAUUCUGCUGCAAUUCCAAGUGAUCUUCAGAGCUGUCUCCAGCAAUCUAAAACCCAGACUCCUAUUUUGUUGCUGUAUGACUUUGAAGCUGAUGUCCCAUGGAGACUGGUUUCAGACCUUUCAAAAAAAAGGUCUUGUGCACUUCAGGUCAUCACUGUAUGUGACUCAAACUGUUCUGAGACAUCUAGAGUAAUGCAGCUAAUUGAGCAGGCUAUGGUCAAGGGAAAGUGGCUGUUGUUAGAGAAUAUCCAAAACUCACCUCACUUCAUGAUGACUCUGGAAAGUAUUCUUCAAGAAAAAGAGGAUGUGAAUAAAAACUUCCGCAUUUGGGUAUCUGCGCAAACAAGUUCGAGCUUAACAGUGAGAUUGCUUCAUUCUUCAGUCAAGAUUGUUGUAGAUACACCAAAGAAUAUAAAAGAUGGGUUGAUGAAGUAUAUUCAGCAAGUUGAUACAGAAAACUUGGAUGUCAUCAGCUACCCUGAGUGGCUUCCUGCUGUACACAAUCUUUGCUUCUUGCAUUGUGCUGUGAGAAUUCGAGCCACAUGUGGGGGUAUUGUGGGCUGGAACUGCAAGAAAAAUAUGACGUUUGGAAUUCAAGAAUAUCUGGAUGCACUACAGGCCCUAACGGAGGAGUUUCACAAUGAAGAUUCUGAGACUGAUGGAAAAGUCAUAUCCUGGACAGGGAUUAGGUACCUCCUGACUGAGAUCAUCUAUGGAAGACACAUAACAGAUGAAAAUGACAGACUUAGCUUGACUUCCCUAGUUGAUUUUUGGAUGAGUACCAGUGCAACUAAAAAGGAUAAUGACAUUACAAAACUGAGAUAUAGGAUCCCAGCCGCUUUCUUUAGCAGCGGCACUCCAGUCAACAUCCUAAUACAAGCCCUUGAUUCAAUCCCUCGCUAUUCAUUAGACGUACCUGAAGGAGUCAGCCUGCACAAUGCCCCCAAUCUACACUUUGGGGACGAGUACUAUGUAGCUAGUGAGCUGCAUGGCCUCUAUUCAUCUCUGUCUCCAUCUAGACUUAAAGAGUUCCCCUUGUCACAGACCUCUACAAUUUUACCAGAUUCUUCAUCACAUACAGGACAUGGCCUCCAGAAUGUCGCUCCAGUAACUCCUCUAACUUAUUAUCAACUGAAGUCACCCACAGAGCCAGAACUUUGGGAGAUCUGCAGUAGUAUUUUAACUAAACUUCCCAAGGGAUGGAGCAAAGAUGUAAUUAAUGAUCGACUUAAGAAACUGGGUGGAAAUACACCAUUCAACCUAUUCAUCAAGAAGGAGCUUAGCCAUCUCAUGAAUGUUCUUUCAGAAGUGAGAAAAAAUAUUCAGACAAUUAAGAACUGUACUGAAGCCUUGAAUAUAUUUGGAGACCGCCUGCCUCCAGCAGAGCUGAGUGUGGCCAGAGACCUCAUCCAGCAACGCGCUGCAAAGCACUGGCUUACCAUUGGGAAGAUGGCCUCUCCUGACCGAUACUGGACAACUAUGACCUGGAUCAGUGAUUUACAACAGCGGGUUCUGCACUUUGAGAAGAUUCUGCAGCUGGGUCAGGAGAAAAUGCCAACAUAUUGGCUUGGUGCAUUUAAAAAUCCUAAGGGCCUUCUUGGGAUUUUCAAACAACAAUGUGUAAGGCAGCAUGCUGAACGAACAGGAACAGUGGAGCCCAUGGUGUUCCAGACUGUCAUCACUCAAAGAGAUAAGGAACACAUGAGAGAUCCUCCACAAGAAGGGAUGUUUGUGUAUGGACUCUAUGUCUGGGGUGCAGCUUGGCACAAGACAGAGGCUGGUCUGAUAGACGCUUCUCCUAAGCAGAGCCCUGUUUCGCUACCGGUGAUUCACUUGCGCUGCAUGUCAAGAUCAGAGAAAGCCAACCAUGCAGAAGUCAACAAAACUACAGACACUUACCAAUGUCCUGUGUACAUGUCGAGCACUGGACCAAGAGACCCGAUUUUUCAUGUUGACAUUUGGAAAGAUAAUGUUCCUGCGGCUAGAUGGGCAUUACGAGGAAUGAAAGCCACCCUACAGCCGUUUUAAAUCUGCUUAAUCUUUAAAGCCAUAAAAGUAUGCCAGUUCUGCAUCAAGCUGCAUUGUCAUUUGUCCACAGGGUUCUUUUCAAUUGUCCAUGAAAAUGAAAUGUUGAAAACAUUAUAAAAUGAAUCUGUAAUAUAUAUGCAGAAAUUUUAAUUUUAUUAAUUAUUGCUUGAAUGGUGUGCUGCACACACUACUGAAUAAUGCUGAAAUGUGCCAGAGUGUAAAGUUUUGGUUGCAUUAAAUGUGUAAAGAAUGCC
Molecule: messenger RNA, 16097 nt
Organism: Polypterus senegalus (gray bichir)
Lineage: Eukaryota; Metazoa; Chordata; Cladistia; Polypteriformes; Polypteridae
Product: dynein heavy chain 5, axonemal-like
Exons: 105
Coding region: 256-15843 (5195 amino acids)
Biological process (GO): microtubule-based movement
Cellular component (GO): dynein complex
Molecular function (GO): dynein intermediate chain binding; dynein light intermediate chain binding; ATP binding
Source: RefSeq, a predicted model, not a curated record